AUGGAAAUUAAGUUAAUUAUUUUGACAUGUUUUCUUUUAUUUUCUUCAGUUAAAUCUGAUUCAAGUGUUGUUUAUCCUGAAUCAGAUACAAAUGAAAAUAGAAAGCCACAAAGUCAUAUGAGACAGCCUGUCACUUCAUCAAAAUGUGGAGAGGGUGAACUCUUGUACCCAGGCGACACUGCUGGAGAUUGGACGUGUGACUGUCGACCAACAUUUUUGUAUGAUCCUAGAAUGAUGAAAUGUUAUCGUGCAUACUCGAAAGGACCUUGUCAAGCAAAUGAAAUCUUUUGUCUCCCCAAAUCUUCAUUUAUACCAAAAUGUGAACAAAAUAUUUGUGGUCCAGGAAGAGUUCUUUUCAACAAUGUUUGUGCUACAAUUGAUGGUUUUGAAGGAUGCAAGCAACCUUCACCAGGAAGAAAUACUCAUCGGCUUCUCGUAGAUGCAACGACAAUGCAAUUACAUUGUUCAUUCCUAACACCUUCAAGAUCACCUGAACCUAUUGACGAACAAGAAGGAAUUUAUGAAACAAAAGCUUGCUUUAUAGGUGGAAAGCGAUCACAACAAGGAUUGUGCCCAACAUCAGAAUGA
This is a messenger RNA of Clunio marinus, 588 nucleotides long. Lineage: Eukaryota; Metazoa; Arthropoda; Insecta; Diptera; Chironomidae. The record is from the annotation of a GenBank genome assembly.